CUCUCUCUCUCUGGUUAUCUCUCUCACUCUCUCUCCCACGCUCUCUCUCUCAUGCUCUCUCUCUCGAGCUCGUGUGUGUGUGUUGAGUUUGAACAUGGUAGUGAGAAUAAGGAGCACUGUCACAGAUAUUCAACGUCUUUUUCUUCUGGUACUGUAUAUUCACUUGAUAUCAGCUCUGAGAGAGUCAAAGCUAGUGUAUGGAACACAAGGAGGAUCAGUUACAUUCCAUCUGGAGGAACGUCCAGACCCGACCUUCCAAGAUUUGUACUGGACUUUUUCCAGUAAUCGUUUGGCGGCUUGUGAGCUGGACAAGUGCACCAAUUACAGAGAGAAUGCAAGUGUCUGCAAUACCACGUUUUCACUAGAGCUGAAGAACAUUGCCCAGACUGAUGAUGGAGAAUAUAACGCUGUCAUCAUUGAGAAUGAUAGAAAAGUGAAAAACAUUUCAACUCAUCGGCUAAUAGUUCAAGCUCCAGUCUCUAAGCCUGUGAUCCACACCUCUGCAGUCUCCAGCUCCAAUGGAACAUGCAAUGUCACUCUGAACUGUACUGCAAAGAGGGGGACCAGCGUCUCACUUCAGUGGGAUUGGACUGGAAUUCAUCACACAGCUAUCAAUGGUCACAAUGGGAGUGUGUUGUAUUUUUCCCUGGAUCCCAAUGCAGAAGGGUCCUUCACUUGUAAAGCACACAACCAGGUCAGCAACUCGUCAGAAAAUGUACCAGUGGAGAAAAUUAAAUGCUUCAACAGUUCGGAGAAUACAAACUUGGUAAUAAUCAUUGUGCUGAUCCUUGCUUCAGUACUCCUGGCCAUCGCUGUGGUUAAAAUGACUUUUCAAAAGCACAGAAGAGGUUCGUUUAACCUGCCAAAUAAUCAGAGGACUUCCUUGCUGUGCAGAGAUAAACCAGCCCUUGCAGCAACAGAUAUUCUAAACUACAACCACGAUGAUGGGACUGCAAGAUGCGAGGAGUUUCCAUUGUCACACAUAGUUACUUAGUAUUUACACAUUAUUACAAUGUUAUUAUGCAGAGCAGUGUGGAGUAGUGGUUAGGGCUCUGGACUCUUGACCGGAGGGUUGUGGGUUCAAUCCCCAGUGGGGGACACUGCUGCUGUACCCUUGAGCAAGGUACUUUACCUAGAUUGC
Molecule: messenger RNA, 1141 nt
Organism: Acipenser ruthenus (sterlet)
Lineage: Eukaryota; Metazoa; Chordata; Actinopteri; Acipenseriformes; Acipenseridae
Product: SLAM family member 5-like
Exons: 5
Coding region: 95-994 (299 amino acids)
Source: RefSeq, a predicted model, not a curated record